CUUACCCAUCACACCUUCAUAACUUAUAAGACUACACCCAAGUCGCACCAAAUAUCACCACUAACUCUCUUAUCGAACCUGUAGUAGUAUCCAACAUCUACUACAUUAGGUUAAUUGUUCAUUUCCCAAGUUUUUGUAAACACCGACAAAAACCCAUAGCUAUAAUAUUCAUAGCAAUGGAUUUCCUAGACGAGCUUGAGUCGAUGGCUCAGGUCGCUGUCCAACAGCAACAACUAGACGAGAUAGAUAGCGACGAUAUCAAGACAUGACAGUCACUAUUUGGUUACACACAUGCCCAAGCUAUCCAGAAAAUCCAAGAGCACAGGGCCGGUUUGUCUCGUGUCCUCGUUACGGACUCUCAUUGGGAGAUUGUGCGCGCAGAGAAAGAGGCAGAAGGCUACAACAAGGAGGCCUACGAGCACUCCCAUAGCCUCAUGGCGUCCCUUACGUCCAACUCGAGUCCCUUAAAAGGCAUCCGGAAAGUUAACCAUCCGGAUUUCUAUGAGCAGCUAGUAACGCCGGCUCGAGAGAUCGGAGAACAUUGGAACUUAGACCCGAGGUUGAAACAGGAAGACAACCUUGAAAACUUGCAUAUCGAUCAUGGACAAUGCCAGUUUUCAAUGAUUAAGCAGGAAGAGACUGUCAGGAUUCUAGAUGAGACAUCUAGAACAAAGGACACGUUCAGUAUAUAUAGACACAGACUCUCGUGACAGAGACGAGGUUACCAUUGGAGCAAGAAUCAUCA
Messenger RNA from Daldinia decipiens, 745 nucleotides. RefSeq lists its product as uncharacterized. NCBI's taxonomy places the organism in Eukaryota, Fungi, Ascomycota, Sordariomycetes, Xylariales, Hypoxylaceae. The record is from RefSeq and is a predicted model, not a curated record. The transcript has a single exon. Bases 435 to 710 code for a protein of 91 amino acids.